This is a messenger RNA of Danaus chrysippus (African queen), 1035 nucleotides long. The record is from the annotation of a GenBank genome assembly. NCBI's taxonomy places the organism in Eukaryota, Metazoa, Arthropoda, Insecta, Lepidoptera, Nymphalidae.
AUGUUAAGGUUUCGUGGAUUUCGAGCCAAUUUCAAACUAUCUACAGGCAAGCAAAGUGGACUUGACAACUUCGAUGAAACGCCGGGGUUAUCACUCAAUGGUGCAUACCGGAUAAAUAAGGAUGAAAAAUUUGGCAACAUCGACCUCCCCAGUCCGUCAAGACAAAUAACUCCUUCUAUGGUAACACUACCAGUUUCACAAAGUAAUUUAUCAACCAAAACCUCCAAAAGCGUUAACAAUUUAACAAAACAACAGAACGAUAACGGUCUAGCACAAAGUACUCCAAAUAUUUCUACAAACAUCACGGAGCAGUUACCAAAGAAUCAGAUAAAAGAGCAAAAGAAAAUAGAAAAACAACGUUUAGAGAAACAGAAGAAACAGGAGAAAAAGGCGGCCAAGGAAAAACAAAAAGCUGAAAAAUUGACAAAGGAAAGAGAAAAACAAAUCGCAAAACAGGCCUCGCCACAAACACAAGGAACAACACAAACCAAACAACAGCCACAAACUAUUAACAAUACUCCGCAACCACAGAUAACGACUCCACUCGAGCAACAGAAGCUAACGCAACCACAAAACCAUACACAGAUCACGCCACAGCCACAAACACGGUCACAGAGCAAGCCAAAAGCACAAUCACGGAAGAAAACCGCACCACAGCCACAGCCACAAAGUACACCACAGCCACAAAGCACACCACAGCCACAUAGCACACAACAGCCACAAAGCACGCCACAGCCACAAAGCACACCACAGCUCUCAAUCCGCGCAAUGAGAACAGAAUAUUCAACAAACACACUAGAAAGUUCUAUAAGCAGAAGUAGCGGACCCCCGCCAUAUACACCACAAGAUAUUAUUCACGAGAACGAACAUUCUGGAAAUAUCACGUUCAAGGUGGACUCUAGCUGGGACAUGAUCAACGAACACAGGCAACAGAUGAACAGGCCAAAGGUCAAGGGACUACCGAAACAAACACAUCUUGACCUCAACUACAACACUAGCCCGACUAUGGCUACUACAGACAUUAGUGAUGCGUAA